Messenger RNA from Trichoplax adhaerens, 588 nucleotides. RefSeq lists its product as uncharacterized. Lineage: Eukaryota; Metazoa; Placozoa; Uniplacotomia; Trichoplacea; Trichoplacidae. Bases 1 to 588 code for a protein of 195 amino acids. Gene Ontology annotation, biological process: Ras protein signal transduction. The record is from RefSeq and is a predicted model, not a curated record. Gene Ontology annotation, molecular function: GTPase activity; GDP binding; GTP binding. The transcript is spliced from 2 exons. Gene Ontology annotation, cellular component: plasma membrane.
AUGUCGAAGGCGAAAGAGAAGCAAUUACCACUGCAUAAGAUCAUUAUGGUCGGUACAGGUGGAGUUGGCAAGUCGGCACUAACUUUGCAAUUUAUGUACGAUGAGUUCGUCGAAGACUACGAACCAACUAAAGCCGACAGUUAUAGGAAAAAAGUUGUAUUGGAUGGUGUCGAAUGUCAAAUUGAUAUUUUAGAUACAGCAGGGCAGGAAGAUUACGCUGCUAUUCGGGACAAUUAUUUUCGGAGUGGUGAAGGAUUUCUGUGUGUUUUUUCCGUUGCUGAGCGAGAAUCAUUUCAAGCUACAGCGGAAUUACGUGAGCAAAUUCUUCGUGUUAAAGCUGAUGAAAGAAUACCCAUAUUAUUAGUUGGAAAUAAAUGCGAUUUGGAAGAUAGACAAGUGACUGCGGAGGAAUGUCAAUCUAAAGCGAAUGAAUGGCGUAUUUCGUAUGUGGAAACAUCAGCUAAAACAAAGCUAAAUGUUGAUAAAGUAUUUUAUGAUUUACUCCGAGAAAUUAAAAAUCGUAAAGAUCAAGGCGUUGCUAAAGCUCCUGGUAAGAAAAAGAAAAAGAGCAAAUGUACUAUAUUGUAA